AAGGUUUGUCCCCGACUGUCGACUAGUUUUGCUGAAAUCGAUGCUGGUCAAACGGACGCACACCCUAUCCCAGGUCCACAUGCCGCGAGCUGGCUGCAGCUGUCUGUGACUGUGACACUGGCAGACCAGUGACAGUGCGACGCACGCGCACGAGCGGCUGGCGGGAGGCUAGCAUGGAGGCGAGUCUCCACCGUUCUCUAUGGUCUCCACGGAAGGAAAGUUUGAGCAUGGGUUUCCGUGUAAUGUGCAGGAACUGACCCAAACGACGCACUAUUCCACAAGAGACCUCAGGGGGGCGCUGUUUCUACCAGGACGUGUUCUGUACAAUAUGGUCUGUAGGCCACUUGACUAAAAAAGGGGCAGGCUGUGUAUACAAGUCUGUGCUCCCAUUCAUGCAGCGUAUAGCAGUCCCCGCCGAGUCGACAGCCAGGCCGUGUCACAUCCUCGUCAAAACAGAUAGCUCUGCUCUAUAACACUGUUAGAAAGGGUUGUGACCCUGUAAGGUAGUAGCCACCAUGGCAGAAGCUCACCAGGCGGUGGCCUUCCAGUUCACCGUUACCCCUGAUGGUAUCGACCUACAGCUGUGCCACGAGGCUCUACGCCAGAUCUACCUCUCUGGUCUCCACUCCUGGAAAAAAAGGUUCAUUCGCUUCAAGAAUGGGGUAAUGACUGGUGUGUACCCGGGCAGCCCUGGUGGCUUCAUGGUAGUGGUUGUGUCCUACAUGUCCUACAAUAAAUAUAACCAGCUGGAUCCCUCUCUGGGGUUGAUUGCCAAGCUGGGUCAACACAUACCCAUCAGUCGAUACAUGUCCACAGACAGCCAGAGGAUAGUUGGAGGAGUUCUGGUGGGCACGGGCCUGUGGGUCACCAUAAUCAUGGUUAUGAGGAAUGUCCUAAAGUGCCUGUUGUCGUGGCAUGGCUGGAUGCAUGCUCCCCAUGGCUCUGUGUCCUGGUCUAUUCGUCUGUGGAUGUUAUUAGUGAAGGUGUUCUCUGGCAGGAAGCCAAUGCUCUACAGUUUCCAGAACUCUUUGCCACGGCUACCUGUUCCCACUAUCAAGGACACCUGCAGAAGGCACCUGGAGUCAGUGCGCCCACUGAUGGAUGAUGAGAAGUAUGAACGGAUGGAGGGCUUGACUAAAGACUUUGAGAAGAACCUGGGACCCAGAUUGCAGUGGUACCUCAAACUCAAAUCCUGGUGGGCCUCCAACUAUGUCAGUGACUGGUGGGAAGAGUAUAUUUACCUCCGAGGCCGUGGGCCCAUCAUGGUAAACAGCAACUAUUAUGCCAUGGAUUUCCUGUAUGUGUUCCCCACCUCCAUCCAGGCUGCCAGGGCAGGCAAUGCAAUCCAUGCUAUCAUGCUCUACAGGAGAAAACUGGACAGAGCCCAGAUCAAACCAAUAUACUUGCUGGCAAACAAGAUUCCUCUGUGUUCGGCUCAAUGGGAGCAGAUGUUUAACACCAGCCGCGUCCCUGGUUUGGAGACAGACACCCUUCAGCACAUGAACGACAGCAAACACAUAGCUGUGUACCAUAAGGGCCGUUUCUUCAAAGUGUGGAUGUUUUAUGACGGACGGCUACUGUUGCCACGGGAGAUAGAGCAGCAGAUGCAGAGGAUCUUGGACGACCAGUCUGAGCCAUUGCCAGGAGAGGAGAAGCUGGCCGCGCUUACCGCAGGGGAAAGGACACCAUGGGCCAAGGCUCGUGAAACCUACUUCGCCCGUGGUAAGAACAAGCAGUCGCUGGACGCCAUUGAGAAGGCAGCCUUCUGUGUUACCCUUGAUGACACCGAGCAGCGCUACGAUGCAGACAACCCAGUCAAGUCUCUGGACAGCUAUGCCAAGUCCCUCCUCCACGGAAAGUGCUACGACAGGUGGUUUGAUAAAACCUUUAACCUGAUAGUUUUCAAGAAUGGCACAAUGGGACUGAACGCAGAGCAUUCCUGGGCAGAUGCUCCAAUCAUUGGCCAUCUGUGGGAGCACGUUCUUUCCUUGGACCCUAUAAAGUUGGGAUAUACUGAGGAGGGUCACUGCUGUGGGGAGCCUCACCCCAACCUGCCAGGUCCUCUAAAGCUGUCAUGGGACAUCCCUGCUGAGUGCCAGGAGGUCAUCGAGAGCUCUCUGACAGUAGCCAGAACUCUGGCUGAUGACGUGGACUCUCACAUUUUCCCCUUCAAAGACUUUGGCAAGGGUCUGAUUAAGAAGUGCCGCACCAGUCCUGAUGCCUUCAUCCAGAUCGCCCUACAGCUGGCCCAAUACAGGGACAAAGGCAAGUUCUGCCUGACAUACGAAGCCUCCAUGACACGUUUGUUCCGCGAGGGCCGAACAGAAACUGUGCGCUCCUGCACUAUGGAGACUUGUGCCUUUGUUCGUGCCAUGAUCAGAGACGAGACGAGAGAAGAGCGUCUCAGGUUGCUCAAGGUGGCUGCAGAGAAGCACCAAAACAUGUACCGCAUGGCAAUGACGGGAGAGGGCAUCGAUCGCCACCUUUUCUGUCUCUAUGUAGUUUCCAAAUACCUGGGAGAAGACUCACCCUUCCUCAAGGAGGUCCUGUCUGAGCCAUGGAGGCUGUCAACCAGUCAGACGCCUAUGCAGCAGGUUGAACUGUUUGAUCUGGUCAGACACCCUGAGUUUGUGUCCUCCGGAGGUGGAUUCGGUCCAGUGGCUGAUGAUGGUUAUGGUGUCUCCUACAUUAUUGUUGGUGAGAACCUCAUCAACUUCCACAUCUCCAGCAAACACUCAAGCCCAGAAACCGAUUCCCAUCGUUUUGGCGGCAACAUCAGACAGGCCAUGCUUGACAUCCUGGAUCUCUUCCAGCUCGACAAGAAAACCAAGUGAUUGGCCUCUCCAUGGGCAUAUUUAACAUAAAAAGUUGUUUUCAGCGAGAAAUGUAUUCUUCCUGAAGCUUGUACAGAAUCAAAUAUUGGACUUUGGGGUAUUUUAGGUUAAUUGUUACAGAAAUUACAGAAAUAAGGAUGAUUGAUAGGAAUUUGUCAAUAUAUUUGUGAGGCGUUCAUGUGUACUGUAUAUUGUAAGCAAGGUGAGAUUCUGGUGUUAUUGGGUACAGGUAGUGCACAGAUCAAAGUUUUCGACGUUCGCACGGGUGCCUCAGUGACCCACUUACACGAAACGGACAGAAAGGGAAGAGGGAAAUGAAAGCUCUAGUCUGAUAUCAAGUCUGUAUCGCCACACUAAGAGACAUUUCAGCUAAAGGAUUUUUCAGUAGCAUCAUCCAAUAUUUGAAUCACAUUUUAAGUUGAGAGGUGGAGCAAUAUUUUAACUAGUUUUUGUCCCAAUUUUGAAAAUCCUAUGACUUCUUUUAGUUUUUUUUUUUUAGGUUUCUUCUGGUCUCUCCAACUGCAGCACCUGAGUCGUGUGUAACUAGCCAAAGCGGCAAAUGGCUCGGUCUAAACACUAGGUCUGAUUUUCUAGGCUAAACAAUUUUCUCCAGUAAUCUUUUACCUACGGAGGCCAGAAGGAGUAAAACAGUUGAUCCAUGAUUAUAAGAAUAACAAAUAUUCAGCUUUGAUGUGGAAAGUGACCCUGUAUCAGUGUGGUCCUGGAUACCGACACAGAAGACUGGGAGCUACUUUCUAAUCAAUAGAUCAACGUUGCCUAUCUGACUCAAGUGCACAUGCAGUGUUUUCCUCCAGCUGCUGUGAUUUUAUGAUGAAGGGACAAAGACCGAUCAUUUUGUGCGUGUUUGUUGUUUUCAUACUCAGGUUUUUCUAACUUGGCCUAGUAUUGUAGGGUAUCGGAAGAUUAGCGCUUAUGUCGCCGUGUACGUGUGCAACAGUAGAAGAGAUUGAAAUGCAGAACAAUGCCAUGUGAUCCCGAUGAGCGGGUUGGGGGUAUAACAUUAAAAGUUUGCAGUGAAAGUAUGGCAGUGCGUGGCCGUCAGUGACCUUUCUUAUGUUACUUGUGUUAAAAAAAGAAUGGGUCAACUGUACUUUAACUCUGUUAUGCCCUCCGCGACUGGUCCUUUUAGUUCAAACUAACCAAUUCCUAGCUACAUUGGUAGCCUUUUGCCAGCUCAAGAUGAAUUGUCAACUUUUUAUGAGCAAAAAAGUUGUCAGUUACAGGUAUAGAGGUGUUUUAACUGUCAAUAUGAGGUGCCGAAUCGCUUAAUUGGUUGUGAUGUCUCUCCAGUACAGUAGUAAAUAGUUUUUCUCAGAGUAAUGCUUAGGAAGUGCAGAUAUACAGGGGCUGUCACAUAGGAAUCCAUUUCCGAAAUGUAUAUGUUGUCAGUUCAUUAUAUUUAUUUUUUUCUCUCCAUGUUUUAACCUCUGUUCACAAAACAAACAUGCAUAUUUACCAACUGAAUGCGGCGAAUGAUGAGCAAAAAGCCUCCUUUUUUUGAAAUGACGGUGUCAUCACUUGUUAUCACAGACUUUGCCAGUAUAUUGUAGUUGAAUGACCUCUUAUCUCGGUAGACCUCAUGUUUACACUGCUGCAUGGUUUUUGAAGAUUAAGCUGUAUAUGUUUGCCUUUUAAUUUAAAGAUGGUGUAAAAAGGCAGGCAGCUGAUAUACCAAAAUGAGUUCUAACAAUAAAGUGAAUGUCCAACA
Molecule: messenger RNA, 4563 nt
Organism: Sander lucioperca (pikeperch)
Lineage: Eukaryota; Metazoa; Chordata; Actinopteri; Perciformes; Percidae
Gene: cpt1ab
Product: carnitine palmitoyltransferase 1Ab (liver)
Exons: 20
Coding region: 516-2834 (772 amino acids)
Biological process (GO): fatty acid metabolic process; carnitine metabolic process
Cellular component (GO): mitochondrion
Molecular function (GO): carnitine O-palmitoyltransferase activity
Source: RefSeq, a predicted model, not a curated record